This is a messenger RNA of Stegodyphus dumicola, 1889 nucleotides long. RefSeq names its product serine hydroxymethyltransferase, mitochondrial-like. Gene Ontology annotation, molecular function: pyridoxal phosphate binding; glycine hydroxymethyltransferase activity. Gene Ontology annotation, cellular component: mitochondrion; cytoplasm. Gene Ontology annotation, biological process: tetrahydrofolate interconversion. The record is from RefSeq and is a predicted model, not a curated record. Lineage: Eukaryota; Metazoa; Arthropoda; Arachnida; Araneae; Eresidae.
GAGUAGAAGUACGAGGCAUCGAGAGACCACGUUGUUAACGUGGUGUUGGUAAACCUGUUCCAAUGUUGAUACUGUGGCAGAUGGAAGAAUCUGGGCUAUCGAAUCGACUGAUAGUCCGAUUCUUCACCUUCAGACUUUAGUACGGAUAAGAUUACCUCGAAAACUGAGACAUAAUGUCGUUAUGUGUACUAAGUAAACAUUUUGUGAAAACGUUAACUGGUCAGACAUCUUAUAUUCUUCAUGCUAGGAAUAAAGCUAAAUCCCUUUUGAACUAUAGCAAUAUUCGUAGUAUUUGGAAAGGUACUGAGCCAUUGUGUGAAGAUGACUCAGAAAUUUGGAAGCUACUUCAAGAAGAAAAACAUAGACAGACAUCUGGUCUUGAACUCAUUGCUUCUGAAAAUUUCGCUAGUCGUGCCUGCUUGGAAGCAUUAGGUUCCUGCUUAAAUAACAAAUAUUCAGAAGGCUAUCCUGGACUUAGGUAUUAUGGUGGAACUGAAGUUAUAGACAAAAUUGAACUUUUGUGCCAAAAGCGAGCUCUUGAGGCAUUUUCUUUGGAUCCUGAGAAGUGGGGUGUCAAUGUUCAACCAUAUUCUGGUUCACCUGCUAAUUUUGCAGCUUAUACCGCUCUUUUGAAUCCUCAUGACAGGCUCAUGGGAUUAGAUUUACCUGAUGGUGGACACUUAACACAUGGUUUCAUGAAUGAUCAGAAGCGAAUAUCCGCAACUUCUAUUUAUUUUGAAUCUAUGGGAUAUAAACUAAAUCAAGAAACUGGACUAAUUGAUUAUGACAAAUUAGAAGACAUGGCAAAAUUAUUUCGUCCAAAACUGAUAAUUGCAGGAACUAGUGCAUAUUCACGACUUCUGGAUUAUAAACGGUUCAGAGAGAUUUGUGAUGCUGUGGGAGCUAUUCUUCUUGCUGAUAUUGCUCACAUCAGUGGUCUUGUUGCUGCUGGUGUUAUUCCAACUCCAUUUGACUAUGCAGAUGUUGUCACUACAACCACACAUAAAACACUUAGAGGUGGCAGGGCUGGCAUGAUAUUUUUCCGCAAAGGAACCAAAAGUACAGACAAGAAUGGGAAAGAAAUAAAAUAUGAUUUUCAACAAAGAAUAGAUUUUGCCGUAUUUCCUCGUUUGCAAGGUGGACCACAUAAUCAUGCUAUUGCGUCUGUUGCUGUAGCUUUAAAACAGGCUAUGUCAUCGGAAUUCCGCGAGUAUCAACAACAAGUUUUAAAAAAUGCUAAAGCUAUGGCUAAGGCCUUGAUGUCGAAGGGCUAUACUUUAGUUUCUGGUGGAACAGAUAAUCAUCUAUUGUUGCUUGAUUUGAGACCUAAUGGACUUGAUGGUGCACGGUUAGAAUGUGUUAUGAAUGAAACUAAUAUCACAGCUAAUAAAAAUACUUGUCCUGGGGACAAAUCUGCUUUAGUUCCUGGUGGAGUUAGAUUGGGUGCGCCAGCUCUUACAUCUCGGAAUUUCAAAGAAAAAGACUUUGAACAGGUUGUAGAAUUCAUUGAUCAAGCUGUGAAAAUAGCACUAGAAGUGAAAAAGAAAUCUGGUAAAACUGUCAAAGAAUUUAAAGCCUAUCUUGAAACUGAUGAUGACAUAAAAGCUAAGAUAAAGUCAUUGCGCAGUGAUGUUGAAAAGUUUGCAUCUGCAUUUCCAAUGCCUGGCUUUCCUGGUCAUUAACACCUUUGAAUGUAUGAUUUGCCUUUGUUUACAUGUACAUAUGACUUGUUCCUUGACAAUAUUAUAGUUAAUUUCACUUGUAUUCAGAAGAAAUUUCCUGAGCUGAAUAUAUUGCAGUAUUAUUGUUUUAUUUUACAUUGAAAAUAUUACUAUACUGAGCUUAUAUAUAAUUGUAAUUUCCUAAAAAUAAAAUGAUUGGGAAUUGAU